AUCCAGACAAACAAAACCCUCCCAAAGUCUCUGUCCCCAAAAUCAAGCUCACCAGUGCCACCAUGUCUCUAGUAGCAGGCUCCGAUGAGCGCUUCAUCUGGGGCUUCAAGCUCUAACCUUUCAAACAUGACCCAUCCACCCAAAGCAUAACCUUAACCCAGCUAUUCUCCUACUGUCCUACCCUCCCACAACGGCCCUAUCACCACCGUUGCCGCAGCUGGGCCUGCUUCCGCCUCUGGCUCUCUGAUGAUACCAUCCAUAUCUUCGACCGCCCAUCUGCUGCCUCCCUUGGCACCCUUCACCACUUCUCCUACUCCGUCACUUCCCUCCAUCUCCAUCUUUGAUACCGAACCGUUCGUUCUACUCAAGUCUUUUUGGGCGCACAAGAAGGGAAUCAACAAUUUCUCUGUGCACCCGUCCGGUAAGCUGGCUCUCAGUGUUUCGCGCGAUGGGUGUCUCGCUAUGUUCAAUUUCAUACGAGGAAAGUGGAGCUUUUGUGGCAGGUUUGGAAGGGAGGCAACUCUGGUUAAGUUUGAAGUAAGUGGAGAGAGUUUCUUCAUGAUUUCUGAAAAGAAGGUUGGAGUUCAUGUGGCUGAGGAUGCAAGAUUGUUGUUUGAGUUAGAAAUUAGGAAACGGGUCCUCUGUGCUGCUCCCGGGGACGUUAGUUCGUGAGGUCGACGUGGUUUUUUAGUCUUUUUCUUUUUUUGUUGACAUUUUUCUUUUCUCUGUUCAAUUGGAUCUGUGUUUAGGAAAAAGUGUCUUGCAAUUCAGACUAAACAACACUAACUCUUGAUUUUGGGCCUCUUCCAUGCAAUGAUCCUGGUUUUAAAAUCCAGUACAAUCCACUUUGUAAAACAGGUUUAUGAAGAUCAGACACAUAUAAUGGAUCAUGUGUACCAAAAAAAAAAUAUAUAUAUUAUUUAGGAUCUUGAACUGCUCCUAAUGCAGGUCAAUUCGUUGUGUACACAUUUUGCUGUUUUAUUUAUGCCUGUUACCUUACUUUCAACCUUGGAAGGCAAAUUACUUUCCCAGAGUGGAAUUUUGUUCACUGGUGGUGAGGCAUAUAAUUGCAGCAUGGAAUACAAACAGUGGAAAGGUGGUUUAUUGCAUUGAGAAUGCUCAUUCUACCUGUGUACAAGGUGCUGUCAUGCUCACUAACAAUGAUGGUGAUGUUACAUUGUUACUGGUGAGGAUCCAUAUUUAGUAGCAUCUGCAUGAUCAGAUGGAUAUAUUUGUGUUUGAGAUGUUUGCGUGGCCAUUAAGGAGAAGCCAAGUCCAUUGGCAGGGUCUUCUUUGAAAUCUUCCAAACAACCACAAAUUGUAAAACAAACCACCAAAGUGGAGUAUAAUGUAGCAAUUGUUGCUGAGGCUCUAAGUUAUGCUCCUCAUUUGGGUCCAGUGGUUCACCAAAUUUUGGCAGUUGGGAAAGUUGUUCAUAUUUUUCAUUUUGGUAGAAUUUUUUCUUUAAAAAAAAAAAAUUCUUUUGAUUAUUUUCUAAUCAAAAUUUCAGUCAUGA
Rubroshorea leprosula is the source of this 1516-nucleotide messenger RNA. The record is from the annotation of a GenBank genome assembly. Lineage: Eukaryota; Viridiplantae; Streptophyta; Magnoliopsida; Malvales; Dipterocarpaceae.